Molecule: messenger RNA, 2088 nt
Organism: Salarias fasciatus (jewelled blenny)
Lineage: Eukaryota; Metazoa; Chordata; Actinopteri; Blenniiformes; Blenniidae
Gene: cnga2b
Product: cyclic nucleotide gated channel subunit alpha 2b
Exons: 6
Coding region: 1-2088 (695 amino acids)
Biological process (GO): monoatomic cation transmembrane transport
Cellular component (GO): plasma membrane; intracellular cyclic nucleotide activated cation channel complex
Molecular function (GO): cGMP binding; intracellularly cAMP-activated cation channel activity; intracellularly cGMP-activated cation channel activity
Source: RefSeq, a predicted model, not a curated record
AUGACGGGCCAGGUGGCAGAGAGAGACCGCUCACCCCACAAUCUGUCGGUGAAGACCGCCCUGGAGGAGGAGGCCGACAGAGCAGAGAGUAUUCUCAGCAGGGUGCCAUCGGUCUGUGAUGACACAUCCUCCGAGCUCCAGAGGGUCGCGGCUCUCGACCCUCACGGAGGAAAUUCGAGAAAUUCAUUUCACAGGAACGGGGCCAUCUCAAGGCUGGUGAGCCUGGUGAUUCGGUUGAGGGAAUGGGCCCACCGCAGUCUGCUGGAGGAGGAGGAUCGGCCGGACUCCUUCCUGGAGCGCUUCCGUGGCCCUGAGCUGAGAACGGCCCCCAGCCGCAUCAGCAACACGCAACCAGACGCCAAUGGCAACAAUGCCAAAGGGAUCUUCAGGAAAAAGUGGAAUUUGUUCGUGGUGUCCCCGUCUGAUAAUGCAUACUACCGCUGGUUAUUUGUCAUCGCCAUAGCAGUGCUCUACAACUGGUUCCUUGUGGUGGCCAGAGCGUGCUUUGACAAGUUACAAGUGGGCAAUUACAUCUGCUGGCUGGUGUUGGACUACAUCUCUGACGCUGUGUACAUCAUGGAUACUUGUGUCCGACUUCGCACAGGAUUCCUGGAACAAGGCCUGCUGGUGAAGGACCACACCAAGCUGAGAGACAGCUACAUCCGGACGCUGCAGUUCAAGCUGGACGUGCUGUCCAUCCUGCCCACUGACCUGGCGUACAUUUCCACCGGCAUCCACACGCCCCAACUCCGGUUCAACCGCCUGCUGCGCUUCCCGCGCAUGUUUGAAUUCUUCGACCGCACGGAGACGCGCACCAACUACCCAAACAUCUUCCGCAUCUGCAACCUGGUGCUCUACAUCCUGGUCAUCAUCCACUGGAACGCCUGCAUCUACUACGCCAUCUCCAAGUCCCUGGGGUUCGGUUCGGACACCUGGGUGUUCCCAAAUACCUCCAAACCCGAGUUUGCGUCGCUGACACGGAGUUACGUUUACUGCCUUUACUGGUCAACCCUCACGCUCACCACCAUCGGCGAGAUGCCCGCCCCCGUGAGGGAUGAGGAGUACCUCUUCGUCGUCUUCGACUUUCUCGUGGGGGUGCUGAUUUUUGCCACGAUUGUGGGAAACGUCGGCUCCAUGAUCGCCAACAUGAACGCCACCCGCGCCGAGUUUCAGGCCCGGAUCGACGCCAUCAAGCACUACAUGCACUUUCGCAAAGUCAGCAAGGGAUUGGAGACGCGCGUCAUCAAAUGGUUCGACUACCUCUGGACCAACAAGAAGGCCAUCGACGAGCAGGAGGUUCUGAAGAACUUGCCAAACAAACUCCGGGCUGAGAUCGCCAUCAACGUACACCUGGAGACCCUGAAGAAAGUCCGGAUCUUUCAAGACUGUGAGGCGGGACUGCUGAUCGAGCUUGUGCUCAAAUUACAGCCACAGGUCUUCAGUCCAGGAGACUACAUCUGCAGGAAAGGGGAUAUUGGGAAGGAGAUGUACAUCAUCAAAGAGGGGAAGUUAGCAGUGGUGGCUGAUGACGGGCUCACGCAGUACGCCCUCCUCACUGCCGGCAGCUGCUUUGGGGAAAUCAGCAUUUUGAAUAUAAAAGGCAGUAAAAUGGGAAAUCGACGGACAGCAAAUAUUCGCAGCUUGGGCUACUCCGACCUCUUCUGCCUCUCCAAGGAUGACCUGAUGGAGGCGGUGACCGAGUAUCCGGAUGCUAAGACUGUGCUGGAGGAGAGGGGUCGGGAGAUCCUCAUGAAGGAGGGCCUUCUGGAUGAGACCGCCGAGAGCGGCGGCUUGCAGAAGGAGGACACGGACGAGAAGGUGGAGAGGCUGGAGUCCUCUCUGGACACCCUUCAGACUCGCUUCUCGCGCCUGCUCAGCGAGUACACGCACACCCAGCAACGGCUGAAGCAGCGCAUCACUCUGCUGGAGCGCCAGCUCAACCGGACAGACUGCGGCGCAGAAGCCAGCGACGAGAACGACGCAGGAGCGGAGGCGAUCAAUGACAGGGAGUCUGGGCCUGUUGACAAUUCAAAUGGGACACCACAUGUGCAUAUACAGGACAAAAAGAGCCCAAUAACUAAAGACUAA